CAGGUGACGUGUACGUGGGAGCGGUGGGGCCGUGUGUUACGUAGCUCACAAUCUUGGACUGACAUUUUCAUAUGUUUUUGAAAAAAUGAAAUUUGGCGUAAAAGUAACAUGAUUUUGAAGAAAAUUCACUUCUAUAUGAUAGUUCAUUUGAAAAUCAAUCAUGAUUUGGGCCAAUAUCUUGGUUCCAAUGUGUCUAGUAUUUCUUAGUCUCAAUCAAAUAUUGGGACUUUCCAAUAAGGAUGCAGAACAUUACAGGUUAUUAGCCAAGAAGAUGUUCUACCAUGCUUAUGAUGGAUAUAUGAAGUAUGCAUUUCCCUAUGAUGAACUGCGACCCAUUUCCUGCGAUGGUCAUGACACCUGGGGAAGCUACUCUCUCACUCUAAUUGAUGCCUUGGACACUUUAGCCAUCAUAGGCAACAAAACUGAGUUCCAAAAAGUGGCAAAAUUGGUACUUGAACGAGUGAAUUUUGAAUCCGACAUCAAUGUUUCAGUCUUUGAAACAAACAUCCGCAUUGUUGGUGGUCUUGUGAGUGCCCACCUCAUGUACAAGAGGAUGGGGAUGGAGUUGGAGCCUGGCUACCCAUGUUCUGGCCCGCUGCUGCGCCUUGCAGAGAAGGUUGCAAAGAAACUCUUACCUGCCUUCCACACAAAAACAGGUAUGCCGUACGGGACCGUGAACUUGCUCCAUGGAGUUCCUUAUGGCGAGACGCCCAUCACCUGCACCGCCGGCACCGGGACGUUCUUGGUGGAGUUUGGUGCCUUGUCUCGACUUACCGGCGAUCCUAUUUAUGAACAAGUGGCUUUACGAGCCAUGCUUGCAGUUUGGCGACAACGCUCAUCAAUAGAUUUACUCGGCAAUCAUAUUGACGUGACCACGGGGCGGUGGACGGCUCUCGAUUCUGGCAUAGGCGCUGGUGUCGAUUCAUAUUUCGAAUACCUUGUAAAAGGUGCGGCGCUCUUGCAGCGGCCAGAGCUCAUGCAGAUAUUCGAGAGCGCGCGCGCCGCCAUCGACUUGCACCUGAAGCACGACGACUGGUAUCUGUGGGUGACCAUGACGCGCGGCCACGUCACCAUGCCAGUCUUCCAGUCCCUUGAAGCCUUCUGGCCUGGCGUCCUCACGUUGGCCGGAGACCUUGAAGCAGCACAGAAAACCAUUCACAAUUACCAUCAAGUGUGGCGCCAGUACGGCUUCACUCCAGAGUCCUACAACAUUCCUCAGGGCGAGGCAGGCAGUAAGCGCGAAGGUUACCCCUUGAGACCGGAACUCAUCGAAAGCAUAAUGUAUCUUUUCCGCGCCACUGGAGACCGUUCAUAUCUCGCCAUGGGUGCCGACAUCAUUACAAGCAUUGAACACUCAACCAAAACUCACUGCGGCUAUGCUACGGUGAAAAAUGUUCGUAGUCAUCAAUUAGAGAACCGCAUGGAAAGCUUUUUCUUGGCCGAGACCAUCAAGUAUUUGUAUCUCCUGUUUGCCGAGGACCACUGGAUGCACAACAAUGGAGGCAGUGGCACAGUUUGGAAGCCUGCAGGCAAACAGCGCUGCAUUUUGGAUGCCGGAGGAUAUAUUUUUAAUUCAGAGGCACAUCCCGUGGAUCCGGGCGCUUUGUCGUGUUGUUCACCAAGUCCUGCCGAAGACCCUGAGAAGCCUUGGCUCUCUUUCACGCCCGAAGCUCUGGCUGAUGUUAUUCUUGAUCCCAGCGCCAGCUGGCCACAUACCUUCCCUGAAAAUUCAAAAAAAUAUGAUGGUGGGAAAAUCCCAGUCCCACCGAAUACUGAAGCCCAACGUGGUACGACUGCAGACACUACAGACAAGAGUGACGCCCUAGAGGCUAAAUUAUCAAGUGAAGAGCAAGGGCAGACUUCCGCAGGUAUGCCUGGUCCAUAUGAAGAACAAGUCAGCAUUGAGAAAGUUCAGCAAGAUGCGUUGGUGGCCGUCAACGAAAUGCAUCGUAAAAAUAGGUAUUCAACUCCCGGUAUAAUUCAGAAUGUGGCACAGGAGGCAAAUAUCGCUUCUAACCGCUCAUCGAUUUCUCAAGAUUCAUCAUCUGACACGAACCAGCCAAAUACCGAUACCGUUGAAACUGAUGAACUUCCCAAAACUAAAACACAAAUCAGCAAAGACACUAAAGAGUUGGAACCUGAUAGCAAUCUCACAACUCCCAAUCGUCCGUCAAAAAGAUCAACAAAAACCGACUUGGAUGAUCACGCCACGGCAGUGACGCUCAAUUUGCCCAGAUUUGGGGCAAUCAUAUCAUCCGGCGACAAUGCCUCUGAUGGGGUAAAAUCUACCAUGGAAAAUGCGGGCAUCAGUACAAGCGUGUCAAGCUCAAAGUAUUCGAACCCAUCCGCUAGAGUUGGCUUGGCCGGGGCCAAAAUUGUCAAAGAUUUCCUUCAACCAAUUUUGGAAAAGAAGCCUAAAGCCAUUGAGCUGGCGGGACCUAGCUUGCGUGAGGCGGUAAUCGAGGGGUUGGCAGAGUAUCUCAACUUUACGAGCAGAGCGCCCCACUCAUUACUGUCGUGUCCUCACGUGCCCUACGCAACGAUCCUCUCAUUCAAAGGACAAAUUAUAGAAGUCUGAAUGGUCUACGCUGUAUUUAAUCGUGUGAAAUUUUGAUAUUGUAAAAGAAUGGGUUACAUAGUUUAACUUCACAUUUCAUGUUCAAGGAAGCAUGCUCUUAGUUGAAGUUCAGGAUCUUGUUGUUAUUACCUAAUAGGUUUUCUUCCGUUAAUUUUUAAAUUUACGUAUAUUAUGAAAAACCUGAAAAAUCGCCAUUAGUUUUCCUAGCAUAUUCUUUAGUUUUCGUAGGUACCCAAGCUUGAUUCACGUCCAUUAAUAGUAAUCUACUGUCGUAGGACAGAUUACUCCGUUCACGUGCCUGCGUUAUACCUGGCAUUUCUUGUUGGGUUCCCACGUUGCGGAGACAUUAUUACGUCUGCUCCAUCGUUGAAAACAAUUCUUCAUGCGUUUGCACUGUUGGUGUUGUUCGGGGUUUAACAGCAAGUUCGGCAUGUCAAUUUGUUUUGUACCAAAAAAUUGCAAAGGAUGUUGAAAUGAAGGUGUUACAAACGAAUUAUGCAGUAUGUAGAAGAGAUGGUAGAAGAGGAUUUUUCUGGACGAAAUUCGAGGUAUCGGUUAAAGUCAUUAAAUCAGAGUCUAAAUUAAAUGUGCAAUUGCAAGUUGGGACAAUGAAACCACGAGAUUUUGCCAUUUUUAUUUUUCACUAUUUUCAGAUUUUUUUGUACUUUUCUCAGUGCAUGAACGUAAAGUAUAACUGAGAACGAAACAUUCGUAUAUGUC
Molecule: messenger RNA, 3298 nt
Organism: Hyalella azteca
Lineage: Eukaryota; Metazoa; Arthropoda; Malacostraca; Amphipoda; Hyalellidae
Gene: Edem1
Product: ER degradation-enhancing alpha-mannosidase-like protein 2
Exons: 14
Coding region: 161-2578 (805 amino acids)
Biological process (GO): endoplasmic reticulum mannose trimming; mannose trimming involved in glycoprotein ERAD pathway; carbohydrate metabolic process
Cellular component (GO): membrane; endoplasmic reticulum
Molecular function (GO): mannosyl-oligosaccharide 1,2-alpha-mannosidase activity; calcium ion binding
Source: RefSeq, a predicted model, not a curated record